Messenger RNA from Elaeis guineensis (African oil palm), 2239 nucleotides. The record is from RefSeq and is a predicted model, not a curated record. Lineage: Eukaryota; Viridiplantae; Streptophyta; Magnoliopsida; Arecales; Arecaceae.
CAUAUUCUAACAUUUUGCCAUCGGGUGCACCAGGAUGCAUCAUUAUUAUUAUUAUUAUUUUUGAAGAAAUGAAUUUAUAUUACUCUACCUCCUACGUCGGAUUCCAGCUGCUAGUGAUCGUCCCCAUGCCAUGCCGUCCGCGCACUUGAAUCAAUUUUCUGGUACGUAAAAUACCUGCAGUCCAAGCGAAAACCCUCCAAUCGCAUCAUUAUAAAGACUAAAUCCUAACGCCCAUCAAAAACCCUCACUCGUCACUUCGUAACGGAGAAAUAGGCAGAGGAUUUCAGCCUCAAUGGCAAGGUCAAUUCGUUUGACCUUCCUUCUUCCUCUCUUCUUCUCCCUGCUUUUUCUUUUCUCCCCAAUCUCCUCUCAAACCCCUGAGAUCAAUGUCUGGCCCAAGCCCACCAACGUCUCCUGGCCCGUCCCAAUCGCCAUUCCUCUCUCCCCCUCCUUCCACAUCCUCUCCCCUUACCCCAAUCACCGCUACCUCCGCCGCGCCGUCGCCCGCUACUCCCGCCUCCUCCUCUCCGAGCGCCACCGCCCCCUCGUCCCCCCCGUCGUCAACAUCUCCGCCUCCGCCGCGCCGCUCUCCGCCCUAGUUCUCUCCGUCGCCGACCCUUCCAUCCCUCUCCACCACGGCGUCGACGAGUCCUACUCCCUCUCCAUCGCUCCCCCUUCCUCCUCCGGCUCCGCCGCCAAUCUCACCGCCGCUACCGCCUGGGGUGCCAUGCGCGGCCUCGAAACCUUCUCCCAGCUGGCCUGGGGCGACCCGCCCGCGAUCCCCGCUGGGAUCUCCCUCUCCGAUCGCCCGCGCUUCCCCCAUCGCGGCCUCCUCCUCGACACCGGCCGCAGCUUCUAUCCCGUUUCCGAUCUCCUCCGCACCAUUCGCACCAUGAGCCACAACAAGCUCAACGUCUUCCACUGGCACCUCGCCGAUUCCCAGUCCUUCCCCCUCCUCCUCCCCUCCGAGCUCAACCUCGCCCUCAAGGGUUCCUACGGCCCCUCCAUGCGUUACUCCCCCUCAGACGUUCGCAAAGUCGUCCACUUCGCCAUGAGCCAUGGCGUCCGCGUCGUCCCCGAGAUCGACACUCCCGGGCAUACGGGGUCGUGGGCUGGAGCUUACCCCGAGAUCGUCACUUGUGCUAACAAAUUCUGGUCGCCGCCCGGCGGGGAGCCGCUGGCGGCGGAACCCGGCACGGGCCAGCUCAACCCGCUCAACCCCAAGACGUAUCAGGUCGUCCGCAACGUCCUCCGCGACGCCGCCGGCCUAUUCCCGGAGCCGUUUUACCACGCCGGUGCCGACGAGAUCAAUCCCGCUUGCUGGAAAGACGAUGAAGCGGUCAGGGACUUCGUAUCCACCGGUGGGACCCUGGACGAGCUCCUCGAGAUCUUCAUCAAUACCACGUAUCCCUUCAUCGUCGGCUUCAACCGCACCGCCGUCUACUGGGAGGACGUCCUCCUGAGCUCCGCCGUGAAGGUCGGACCCGGGGUGCUCCCCAAAGAGACCACCGUGCUCCAGACCUGGAACAACGGGCCGGAGAACACAAAGCGACUGGCCGCGGCCGGGUACCGCGUGAUCGUGUCGUCGGCGGACUUCUACUACCUGGACUGCGGCCACGGUGGGUGGGUGGGGAACGACAGCCGGUACGACCGGCAGGUGGCGGACGAGCCGGGGAAGCCGUUCAACUACGCCGGCGGGAACGGUGGGUCGUGGUGCGCGCCGUUCAAGAGCUGGCAACGGGUGUACGACUACGACAUCACGUACGGGCUGAGCGAGGAGGAGGCGGGGAGGGUGCUGGGCGGGGAGGUGGCGCUGUGGUCGGAGCAGGCGGACGGAGCGGUGCUUGACGGGCGGCUCUGGCCGAGAGCGGCGGCGAUGGCGGAGGCUCUCUGGUCGGGGAACCGGGACGGGGAGGGCAGGAAGCGAUACGCGGAGGCCACGGACCGGCUCAACGAGUGGCGCCAUCGGAUGGUGGAGAGGGGGAUCGGGGCGGAGCCCAUUCAGCCAUUGUGGUGUGUCAUGCAUCCCGGUAUGUGUAAUUUGGUCCUAUAGAAGGUAAGAUCGCUGCAAGGAAUGGGGAGUCAGUCGUUUGGACAACCAAUCAAUAAAUGAUGAAUAACACUGUGAAUUUGAAAUCAUAUUAUCCAUUCUUGGAUAAUUUUUUUCUAUUUCAUUGUUAAAUAUUUUAUUUUGUAAUUCCCACGGAUCUAUUUAUACUCAUAUGAUUUAAUUCAACCA